Molecule: messenger RNA, 954 nt
Organism: Lottia gigantea (owl limpet)
Lineage: Eukaryota; Metazoa; Mollusca; Gastropoda; Lottiidae
Exons: 10
Coding region: 1-954 (317 amino acids)
Molecular function (GO): extracellular matrix structural constituent
Source: RefSeq, a predicted model, not a curated record
AUGGGUACCCCUGGUUUACAAGGCUCUGUUGGUGAACCUGGAUCUAAAGGUGACCGUGGUCUACCAGGACCAAUGGGACAACGUGGUGCUCCUGGACCAGUUGGAGAACCUGGAAGCCCUGGUGCUGGUGGUAUACCUGGUGAACAAGGAACUGAGGGACCUGAAGGAGCAAUUGGACCAAAGGGUCAACAAGGCUGGAAAGGUGUCAAGGGACAUCGUGGUGAAAUGGGAGAGAUGGGACCGGUUGGUAAUGCUGGACCUAAAGGAGAAAGAGGACCAAAAGGACCUGAAGGACCUAAAGGUGUUAAGGGAGAUAUGGGUAAACGAGGUCCUCAAGGUCCACAAGGUAUUGAUGGUUCACCUGGUCCUACUGGUCCAGUUGGUUCACCUGGUCCUAAAGGAGAACCUGUAAGUUGGUAUUGGAUAGAUGCUAAUCAAGGAUCCCAUAUGGAUGCUAUUAAAGUAUGGUGUAAUUUAACAGGAUCUCAAGAAACAUGUAUUUAUCCUAACCAAGAUUAUAGAAUGAUAAAAGAACAACAUUGGGAUAAAGUUGGCAAUAAAUUUAAAUGGUUUAGUGAUCUGAAAGGUGGAUUUAAAAUAAAAUAUGUUGAAAGACAUUUACUGAAAUUUUUACGAUUAGAAAGUGUAGAAGUUUAUCAGAAAUUUAAAUUCUUUUGUUCGGGUUCAGUGGCUUGGUUUGAUCAGGUUGCUAAAGGUCAUGAUCAUGCUCUUGUUUUACGUGGUGAAAAUGAUCAUCAAUUUAAAACUAAAGAUUUUAAAAUUAAACAGAUUAUUUAUGAUGGUUGUAGGGAUCGAAGACAAAAUGGCUACACAGAAUUCUACAUUAAAUCUAGGAAUUUAUACAGGCUUCCAAUUGUUGAUUUCUUACCUAAAGACUAUGGAAAUCCUUGGCAAAUGUUUGGAUUUGAAGUUGGGCCUGUUUGCUUUCGUUAA